CUGCUGGGCCUGUGCUGGCUGUGCAGGCUUGGAGUGUCAAGUCGCUUGGAAAUGGUCAAGCCGAUCGAACACAACAUCAAACAAAAACCCAACAAAACAGGAUGGCAGCAGCAGAAGAACAACAACCAGACAAGAAACAACAGAACAGCAACAAGAACAAGAACAAGAACGGUCAACAGCAAGAACAGUCAACAACAGCAGCAACAACAACAACAACAGCAACUUACCAACAACCUCGCUUCAGGUUCGAAAACUAUCUCGACAGCAAUACCUCAACCUCACCACUCUCCUUCUUCGACUUCCCAACCGAACAGAUCAACACCCUCUACGACUGUCUCAACCAACCAGCCACAUCCACCUCAUCAUCAUCAUCCAACCCAAGCCUACUCGGACUAACAGCCGAGAACCCCUCAACCGGCACUCCUUUCAACCCAUUCUACACCCAACCGAGCACCAGACCACUCGGAGAUAACCACUACCCCCUCCUCAUCAACCCAAUCACACCCAUCACUCCAUCAUUCACUACCAACCUCAACCAAGCCCAAGCCCAAGCCCAACAACAACAACAACAACCAUUCCUAGACAUCCAACGAGCUCAACUUGAAUCAAAUCACCAUCAUCCUCACCAACUCGGCUCAAUCGAUCCACUCCAAACGAUCAGCUCCCAACUCCACUAUCCCGGAAGUCGUUUCAAGAGUAGUAGUGAGGCUGAUGUUUUCAACACCUCCCAACCCACCACUAAUACUCAUCCUCUCAAUCAUCAUCCCCCCUUGAAUAGCCUUCAGGUCGUCUUCCCUCCCAUCUCUCCAGCAACCAGUCAACCUGAAAAUGAUAACCAAACCCUCCUCUCACCAGUCCCCUCCACUCUCAAGACCCCAUCUACGAGCACUGGACCUACUACUACUACUACUACUGCUAGUAAUCCUAUGAAUUUUCAUUCUCAGUCACAGAAUCAAGCCAAUCGUUCUUCAGCCUCGAUCAACCGACCGAAAUCACCGAAAUCAAAACCGAUGAGUCACAUGCUCUCCCAAGAUUUCAGGAGGAGGAAGGAUUGGCACAAGCGAUUAGUGGAAGACGUGAUGGAUGUCUUGCAAGUGAUCGGACCGACGGGCGAGCUCCUGUUUGUUAGCGAAAGCAUGGCCAGAUUGACCGGCUUUACGACCUCCGAACUCUUGGGCGCUAAGAUGUCGAGCUGGUGUUAUGAGGACGAGGAUCGCUCGAACCUCGAUAGAGAGAUCUCGAAUUGCUUCAAGGAUGGCUCGGCUGGGCUGAUCAACUUUUAUUGUCGAUUCAAGAAGAAACGUUCGACUGGCUAUGUGAUUUUCGAAAUGAUGGGACACAUGAUAAGAGUGAAGACGAAUCCAGGAUAUCUGAGAGGAGAACCGAAGAACGAGAAGCAAGUGAUUAUCAUCAAUGCGCGGCCGUAUCCGACGAGUUGCGGAAGAUUGACGGACGAGUUUCUAGAGUUGAUGUUAGAGAACGAGGCGAUGAAGAGAUUAAUUGAUAGUCGAGUCGGAGUAGGAACGAACGAAGAAGAAGAGGGGGGAGAAAGUACCAAGCAAGCCGACCGAACCAGUGGGAGUGGGAGUGGGACGACGGCAAGGAUCGAGGCUGGUGGCGAAGCUGCUGAGUCGAGCAACAAGAAGAAGAAGAAGACCGAAGAGCCAGACGAGCCUGCCGAGGAAGACAGCCACCAUGCAGCUAAAGACAGCGAUCCUGAGGACGAUGUUCACCCUCCUCUCCCGCUUUCUGCUCCUCCCUUGGAACCCGUCGAUUCUGCCCAACGCACCCGCGUUCGUGGCCCUAAUAAACGAGAACGCGUCGACUUCCUCUGUCUCGAUUGCGGCGUCACUCAGUCCCCUGAAUGGAGGAAAGGUCCGAUGGGCCGUAAAACUCUUUGCAACGCAUGCGGAUUACGAUAUGCCAAAAAAGCCAAAUGAGCGUUCUUCUUCUGAUCAUUUUGACGUUAGUCGAAGAUCACAAAAAAAAAUGAGCUGUCUAUACACUAUCAUAAUCUAUUUAUCCACCAGUUCUUGGCUCUGUGAGUAUUUCCUACCCCCCACCCCACAAAAGAAAACGAGCAUCAACUAGAAUUAUCAUUAUCACUCUUACUUUAUCAUCCAAAUAAAAAGAACUGCUACCAGGGGUUUUUUUCCAGCUUAUUUUUCCCCUCAUACUCACAGAUCUUUCUUACCCCAUCUCCUCUCUGUCUCUCUGUCUCUCUCUCUCUCUAUCUCUGUCUCCCUUGUCUCUCUUUUUCUCUCCUCAUCCCCUGUUGUAGCUACCCAAAAGUCAUAUAUACAUAUAUAUACAUAGUUACAUAUAUCCACACACACACUGAAAGUUGUCUGAUUGACUUUUUAUCUCAUCUAUAUCUAUAUUAUAUAUGGUGAUGUUAACUUAACUAACAUCAUCAAUAACAAGCAGAAGAAAAAAGAUCUCUGGGUGUUUAUAUUUGUUUUGUUUCUUUAUGGUUCUUGUAUGUAACAUCUGCACCGGUCUUUAUAAUGUGUUUUGACUCUGAACUCUGGACUCUGAUGAGUGACUCAAUUCAUUAUCAUUAUGUUUUUCCUUUAUACUGAUGGGGAUAUCAUGUGUAUAUAA
Messenger RNA from Puccinia graminis f. sp. tritici CRL 75-36-700-3, 2604 nucleotides. RefSeq lists its product as uncharacterized. The transcript is spliced from 3 exons. The coding region runs from base 102 to 1940 and encodes 612 amino acids. Gene Ontology annotation, molecular function: zinc ion binding; sequence-specific DNA binding. Gene Ontology annotation, biological process: regulation of DNA-templated transcription. The record is from RefSeq and is a predicted model, not a curated record. Lineage: Eukaryota; Fungi; Basidiomycota; Pucciniomycetes; Pucciniales; Pucciniaceae.